AUGGGCGCCGGCCCGGCCCUCGCCAAGCGACUAGGCUACGCCCACGUCGGCCGACCCUUCCGCGGGGCCUCCCUCUCGCCCUGGAAGUGGCGCAAGUUCGGCCGCGCCGCCAACCACCCCCCCGGCCCGCAGUUCUCCACCACCGGCCUCGGCGAGCCGAUCACCUUCCGCAUGCAGCUGUCCACCCGUGUCGAGGAGGAGAACGACGCCUCCCGGUCGAUGGUCGACUCGCUGCGCACCAACGACGGUGUCUCCUGCCGUAUUUGCCGCGGGUCUCACUUCACCGCCGUGUGCCCCCACCGCGACAACCUCGGUGUCAUCAACCAGACCAUCUCCCUGGACCCGACCCAGAUGGAGGACGUCGGCAAGACCCCGGCCGGUCGGUAUGUCCCGCCCAUCAUGCGCGGUCGCAUGGGCGCCGGCAGCAACGAGCCCCCUGCCUACACCAUUCGUGUGUCCAACCUCAGCGAGUUCAUGUACGAGGAUGCCCUGCGCACCCUCUUCGCCAAGUGCGGCAUCAUCACCCGCAUCUUCCUGGCCACCGAUCGCCCGGUCGACCGCCAGGGCAACAUCAUCCGCAACAGCCGCGAGCCGCCUCGCUGCAAGGGCUACGCCUUCGUUUCUUACCUCAACAAGGCCGACGCCGAGCGCGCCAUCCAGGAGUACAACAAGUACGGUCUGGACAACCUCAUCAUGGAGGUCGACUGGGCUCGCUCCAAGGACGAGUAA
Fonticula alba is the source of this 729-nucleotide messenger RNA. RefSeq lists its product as hypothetical. The coding region runs from base 1 to 729 and encodes 242 amino acids. The record is from RefSeq and is a predicted model, not a curated record. Gene Ontology annotation, cellular component: cytoplasm; eukaryotic translation initiation factor 3 complex. NCBI's taxonomy places the organism in Eukaryota, Rotosphaerida, Fonticulaceae. The transcript is spliced from 3 exons. Gene Ontology annotation, molecular function: RNA binding; translation initiation factor activity.